AUGCACUAGACCCAAAAUGGACGCCGUACGAUGAGGCCGGCGGCAUAAAAACCCUAGCCCUCGGUCGCGCCGCGGCAUGGCCACCGCCACGACCUACACGCUCCGCCUCACCCCGCCCCCGCCGCCACCGCGGCACCACGCUCCUCUCCUUCCGCAGCUCCGCCGCCGCGCGGCCGCGAAGGUGUCUGCUAGCUGGGUCCCAGCCGGCGGCGGCAACUCGGACGACGGGCUUGGCGGCUGGUGGCUCCCCGAGCAGCCGGCGGAAAAGGGGAGGGCAGGGUUCGGGAAAGCUAUUGUGGUCGGGUUGGGUGCUUCGGCAGCGAUCGCUUUGGCUGGGAUCACUUGGCGCUCUCCAUCCUCGAGGAAGUGUUUACAGCAACUUAUCGGUGCCCCAUUGCAUUAUGUUCAAGAGAAGCUUUCAGUGGCGGACUCCACAGAAAUUCCUGAAGAUGAUGCAAGCGUCAGAGAGCUGGGUACAAUUGAUGUUUCGAGGGUGAAUGUUGAUGAGAGGAAUGCCACAUCACCUGAUGAUUCAAGCCAAAACCACAUACCAGCUGGUGGUGUCCGUAUUUCUUUUACAGUCCCUGUAGAUCCCAUGCAUGAGGAAGCUUUGUCCAUACUGAAGAAGCUACAGAUAAUUGAGAAUGAUGCUAGCCCUGGUGACUUUUGUACUAGGAGGGAAUUUGCAAGAUGGUUUGUUAAAUUAUGCUCAAAAUUAGAGAGAAAAAGGAUGCACAGGAUUAUACCGAAUCUAAUAACUUCUGGUUCAGUCGGAAGUGCGUUCGAUGAUGUAAAUUUUGAUGACCCGGAUUUCUUGUAUAUUCAGUCUUUAGGAGAAUCUGGCAUUGUGCCUAGCAAGCUAUCAAGCUUCUUUGGAACAUCGGCAAAUGGCUCUCAAAGUGCCAACAGAAAUUCCCACUUCCUACCUGAAAGUUAUCUGUCACGUUUUGAUCUUGUUAACUGGAAACUACUAGUGGAGUAUCCAUUUGCAUCAGAAUUAGACCAAAAGAUGCUGAGUAAAAAUGUUCAUACGUUGGAUUUGAGCGCUUGGCCAGAUGUAACAGCGUCCGUAUUUAUGGACUUGUUUGGCGGUGACCACAGCAUCGUCAGCAAAGUUUUUGGAAACACCAGGCGCCUUCAACAUCAUAAGCCUGUAACAAAAGCGCAAGCGGCUGCUGCACUGACCAGUGGUAGAAUGGAAGAAGUAGUACCCGAUGAACUAAAUAGACUUGAAGUAGAAAAUCAGUCCCGGCUUUCUGCUGUGGGUGAAAUGAUGGAAGAGUUAAUUAAUAGAGGGGAUAUAAAACAAUAUUGGGAAGACAAGAUGAAAAAGGAGCAAGACCGUGGGUUUGAAGUUGAGAAGCAUCUUCAAGAUGUUCUGCACGAGCUUGCAAAUGAGAGGAUGGAUCAAGAAAAGGAAAUUGCAGACUUGCUAAAAGAAAAAUCAGCUUUAGAGCGUCAGAAUCAGGAACUCGUAUGUUUAAGGUCAGAAGUUGACGGCAUGUAUGAUAGACUAGCCACUCAGAGUCUAGAGAUCAUGGCUGAUGAAGAAAAUCUGGAAAAGUUGUCCUCUGAUAUGAGCAGCAAGCACCAAGCUGUCACAGAAGCUAAAUCAUAUCUUGAAGCUGAGAAGGAAGCUCUUACUAUGCUAAGGUCCUGGGUGGAGCAGGAAGCAGCGCGCGUGCAUGAACGUGCUGAGGUACUCGAGAGGGCUGUGAGAAGAUGGCGAGUCCCAGCUGAUUGAGCCUGCACACAAAAAUCUGCCAUUUUAUUUGGUGCAAGUCCCAACUUCCUGUAAAAAAAAAGUAUGUUCAUGUCGCCAUCGCUUCGACUGUGUCAGUUACAAGUGCAUGCCUCGCCAGAAUGGAAUGUCAGUAUCUGCUAGGCCCAUCUUUCCUUUGAUGUUUAUUAGCGACUUGCUUAUGGCUGUCUCAUGGGCAAUGCCAGUUUUUUGUUGUUCCAAUUCUAAUGGUCUUGGAGGCUGCGACUCUAGAGAAAUUUUGGGGGCUCCAUUUUGCGA
Molecule: messenger RNA, 2020 nt
Organism: Triticum dicoccoides
Lineage: Eukaryota; Viridiplantae; Streptophyta; Magnoliopsida; Poales; Poaceae
Exons: 10
Coding region: 77-1744 (555 amino acids)
Source: RefSeq, a predicted model, not a curated record